AAACUGAUUUAAAUCUCACUUGGUUAAAUAACUCUGCAGCUGGACUCACCUGACUAUCUUCUUCUUGUUCUUGGGGCAUAGCAGAACAUGUGAAAAUGGCAGGAAGGCAGAUGAUGCCGAGAUCCAAAUCAAGAAUCCUUCUCUUCUCACUCUCUCUCCUCGUCUUCUCUCUCCUUUUCUUCCUCUCCUCCUUCCAACAAGGCACCCGCCUUCCUCCCACCUCCCGCCACUCCCUCACCACCGCCACCACCGCCGAAACAUCUUUCGUCGCCUCCCUCGACCACUUCCUCGCCAACAAAUCCCCUUCCACUAAAGACGACACCGCUAGCCCCGAUGCUGACGUCACCCCCCUCGACGACGCCGUUUCCCGCUCCGAAGCGGAUCGCCUCUACUCCGAUCCCUACUACCCGGUCGGACUUCCACUUAGGGUUUACGUCUACGACAUGCCGAAAAAGUUCACCUACGAUCUUCUCUGGCUCUUCCAGAAUACAUACAAAGACACCUCCAAUCUCACCUCCAAUGGCAGCCCCGUUCACCGUCUCAUCGAACAGCAUUCUAUUGAUUACUGGCUUUGGGCGGAUCUGAUUGCUCCUCCGUCGGAGAGGCUGUUGAGAAGCGUUGUUAGGGUCCACCGACAAGAGGAGGCUGAUUUGUUCUACGUACCGUUCUUCACAACUAUAAGCUUCUUCCUCAUGGAGAAACAGCAAUGCAAGGCGCUUUAUAGGGAAGCUUUGAAGUGGAUGACUGAUCAACCUGCAUGGAAGCGCUCCGGUGGAAGAGAUCACAUACUUCCUAUUCAUCAUCCUUGGUCUUUUAAGUCUGUUCGCAGAUACGUGAAGAAUGCCAUAUGGCUGUUGCCAGAUAUGGAUUCCACUGGGAACUGGUACAAGCCAGGACAGGUUUAUCUCGAGAAGGACCUGAUCCUUCCUUAUGUUCCCAAUGUUGAAUUGUGUGAUGCCAGAUGUCUGUCAGAAACGAAUCCAAAGAGAAGCACACUACUUUUCUUUCGUGGCCGUCUCAAAAGAAAUGCGGGAGGAAAGAUUCGCUCUAAACUUGGAGCUGAAUUAAGUGGAGCUGAUGAUGUGGUUAUACAGGAGGGAACAGCUGGAGAAGGAGGAAAAGAAGCAGCUCAAAAUGGCAUGCGCAAGUCUCUAUUUUGCUUAAGCCCAGCUGGUGACACUCCAUCCUCUGCUAGAUUAUUUGAUGCUAUUGUUAGUGGAUGCAUUCCAGUUAUAGUGAGUGAUGAGCUGGAGCUUCCUUUUGAAGGAAUACUUGAUUACAGGAAGAUAGCCUUGUUUGUCUCUUCCGUUGAUGCUGUGAAGCCAGGUUGGCUUCUAAACUUUUUGAAAGGCAUUAGUGCUGCUCGUAUAAAAGAAAUGCAACAAAAUCUUUCCAAGUACUCAAGGCAUUUCCUGUAUUCUAGUCCAGCUCAACCAUUGGGUCCUGAAGACUUGGUUUGGAGAAUGAUGGCUGGGAAGGUGGUGAACAUCAAGCUUCAUUCCCGAAGAUCACAACGUGUAGUUCAAGGGUCUAGAAAUGUUUGCACUUGUGAAUGCAGACCUGGCAACGUCACU
This is a messenger RNA of Arachis duranensis, 1574 nucleotides long. Its product is annotated as probable arabinosyltransferase ARAD1. Gene Ontology annotation, molecular function: glycosyltransferase activity. The record is from RefSeq and is a predicted model, not a curated record. NCBI's taxonomy places the organism in Eukaryota, Viridiplantae, Streptophyta, Magnoliopsida, Fabales, Fabaceae.